Beta vulgaris subsp. vulgaris (sugar beet) is the source of this 1429-nucleotide messenger RNA. Its product is annotated as CBS domain-containing protein CBSX5. The coding region runs from base 102 to 1256 and encodes 384 amino acids. The record is from RefSeq and is a predicted model, not a curated record. The transcript is spliced from 2 exons. NCBI's taxonomy places the organism in Eukaryota, Viridiplantae, Streptophyta, Magnoliopsida, Caryophyllales, Amaranthaceae.
UUUCCCCUUCUCUACAAUUCCACACAUUUCCAUUCAAAAAACUUGGACCUAAUUCAAGAUCUGUGUGCUCAAAUCUUUUUUUUCUUUUGUUCUAGUGUUGUAUGGCAGUUCAACUAUUGUCUCAUGACAUAUCAGACCUUUGUCUCGGGAAGCCGCCUCUAAGGCCUCUCCCUUCCACCUCUACCGUCGCCGCCUCGCUUUCGAUCUUUCGCCGUUGUUCAGGCGAACCUUCGCUAAGCGUUUGGUCAUCUGAUCCCUCUUCACCUGAACAACCUUCCAAAUGCAUUGGCAAAGUCACUAUUGUCGAUGUUUUGUGUUUCCUUUGUAGAGAAGAUAAUAUCUCUAAUCCUUCUAUUGCUCUAAAUUCUCCUGUUUCUCUCCUCCUUCCUUCUAAUGCUAAUGCUAAUGCUCCUCCUCUCGUCAAGCAAUUGGACCCCACUUCCAGCAUACUCGACGCAGUAGAUUGCAUCCUUGAAGGAGCUCAGAGCCUCAUAGUGCCUAGGAAGAGCCGUAAUGGUGGCACUCCAAGGCAAAAACCCUUUACAGGGCGCCAGUUUUGCUGGAUAACCCAAGAAGAUGUAAUUCGCUUCUUCUUUAAUUCUAUCAACCAUUUCUCACCCACCCCAUUCAACUCACUUCAAUCCCUCAACAUAAUUGAGGAGAAAUUCUCAUCUGUCAACUACAACGAUCCAGCCCUUUCUGCCCUCACAGCAAUCAGCAACUCUUACUCUGGUCAAACUUCUGUAGCAGUGGUAGACGACGAGGGUAGAUUGAUUGGUGAGAUAUCGCUACACACUCUUGCUUGUUGUGACGAAACUCUUGCUCCUGCUGUCGCAACACUUUCUGCCGGUGAUCUUAUGGCUUACAUUGAUUACGGAGGCCCACAAGAAGAACUUGCUCAGUUGGUAAAGGCAAGGUUAGAAGAGAGGAAAUUAGAUGGAAUGUUGGAACUCUUAGAAGAUAAUCACUCUAGCUCAUCAGUGUCCUCAUGUCUAAGUUCAUCACCAUCUUCGUCUUCUGAUGAUGAAGUUGCUGCCAAAGGGAUGCGCUCAAGAGCAAAUUCGACUAGGUUCGUAAGGGGAACGGAGCCCAUUGUUUCACAUCCAGGGAGUUCUCUAGUGGCAGUGAUGAUACAAGCAUUGUCGCAUCGCUUAAAUCAUGUAUGGGUGGUCGAAGAAGAUUAUAGAUUGGUCGGAAUUGUCACUUUUGCUGGCAUGUUAAAAGUACUCCGGGAUCGUGUCUCUUCGUUUUCCUGAUAUUAUGUACUUAAGCACCCAAAUUUUUUCAUUAUGAAUUAUCAAUCGUUAAUCACAGCAUAGAUGGCAAGAUUUUUAUUGUAUUGUUGUUAUUGCUUCAUUAAUAUUUGUGCGGAUUAUGUAUCAUAUAUAUUCAUAUGAUCUAUCUUAUGUUGAGAGGAACUUUAAUAUUU